AUUCCUGGAUGACAGUUAAAAUUGUAAGUAGGAAGGUACCUACCCAGUUAAUAAAUGUGUAUUAGCUACUUGCUCUGGGUAAGACAUGCACCAAAUCCUACACCACAGUAUUUCCAAGGCAAAGAUUGACUGUAAACUUUGGAACUGAUGGGGUGGGGAUAGUUAAUAACUUGCUGAAUUCGAACACAAAGUAGACAGCCUCCAAGUUGUGUACACUUAACCGCUGCCUUUUUCUGUGUUGUCUUUUGUGUUUGUUUUGUUUUCAUUUAAUAAACUUUUUUUUUUAGCAGCUGUAGGUUGAAAGAAAAAUUGAGCAGAAAGUACACAGAGUUUCCGUGUAACUUUCCCCCACUCCCCACUGACAUCUUGCAUUGGUGUGGUACGUUUGGCGCAACUAGGAAGCCAAUACUGAUAACAUUAUUAUCAAAGUCCAUAGUUUAUACUAAGGUUCACGCUAUGUGUUGUACAUCCCGUGGUUUUAACACAUGUGUAAUGACAUGUAUCCACCAUCAAUUACAUUAUCAGAACAGUCUCCCUGCCCCACAAACAACCCCAUGUUCCAUACACACUCCUUCUCCCUCUUCCUGAACCCCUGGCACCCACUGGUCUUUUUACUGUGUCUAUAGUUUUGCUUUUUCCAGAGUUUUGUAUAGUUGGAAUCAUACAGCAUGUAGCAUUUUCAGGUUGGGUUCUUUCAAUAUGUGUCUGCAUUUCCCCCACAUCUUUUCAUGGCUAAUAGUGCAUUUCUUUUUAGUGCUGAGUAAUAUUCCAUUGAGUGGAUGCACCAGACUAUCCAUUCACCCACUGAAGGACAUCUUCCAAGCUUUGAUCUGCUUUACACAUUCAUGUGAAGAUUUUUUUUUAAUUCUGCAUAUUUCAUUUUGUUGUGAUAACAUGAGAUACGCACUCUGGACGAAGUUCCGACUGCACAGUACACUACUGUUGCCUGCAGCACAUCCAUGCUAUCAUGCCUUAAAAAUUAAGAAAAAUUACCUACCUCUGUGUGCCGCAAGAUGGUCCUCCACUUCUGUAGUUCCUCGAAUUACAACCCACUACACCAUUUACCCCCGGGACAAGGACAAGCGAUGGGAAGGAGUGAACAUGGAGAGGUUUGCAGAGGAGGCGGACGUGGUGGUUGUGGGCGCCGGCCCCGCCGGGCUCUCGGCCGCUGCCCGGCUGAAGCAGUUGGCCGCCCAGCACGGCAAGGACCUCCGCGUGUGUCUGGUGGAGAAGGCGGCCCAGAUCGGGGCUCACACCCUCUCGGGGGCCUGCCUUGACCCCCGUGCUCUCCAGGAGCUCUUCCCAGACUGGAAGGAGAAGGGAGCUCCACUGAACACUCCCGUAACAGAAGAUCGAUUUGGGAUUUUAACAGAGAAAUACAGAAUCCCUGUGCCAAUUCUUCCAGGUCUCCCCAUGAACAACCACGGCAACUACAUCGUUCGCCUGGGGCACCUGGUGAGCUGGAUGGGCGAGCAGGCGGAAGCGCUCGGGGUGGAAGUCUACCCCGGCUACGCGGCCGCCGAGGUCCUUUAUCAUGAAGACGGAAGUGUGAAGGGGGUCGCUACCAACGAUGUAGGGAUACAGAAGGACGGGGCACCAAAGGCCACCUUCGAGCGAGGACUGGAACUGCACGCCAAAGUCACAGUUUUUGCAGAGGGCUGCCACGGACACCUGGCCAAGCAACUCUACAGGAAGUUCGACCUGAGGGCCAGCUGUGAGCCCCAGACCUAUGGGAUUGGGCUGAAGGAGCUGUGGCUUAUUGAUGAGAAGAAGUGGAAGCCGGGGAGGGUGGACCACACAGUGGGCUGGCCGCUGGACAGACACACGUAUGGAGGCUCCUUUCUCUACCACCUGAAUGAAGGCGAGCCGCUCGUGGCCCUCGGCCUGGUGGUUGGUUUAGACUAUCAAAAUCCGUACCUAAGUCCAUUUAAAGAGUUCCAGAGGUGGAAACACCACCCCAGCAUCCGGCCGACGUUGGAAGGUGGGAAAAGGAUUGCAUACGGAGCCAGGGCACUCAAUGAAGGCGGCUUUCAGUCUAUACCGAAACUCACCUUCCCUGGUGGGCUACUGAUUGGCUGUAGCCCCGGCUUCAUGAACGUUCCCAAGAUCAAAGGCACCCACACAGCCAUGAAAAGUGGGAUUUUGGCAGCAGAAUCUAUUUUUAAUCAACUAACUAGUGAAAAUCUCCAAUCAAAGACAAUAGGACUCCAUGUAACUGAGUAUGAGGACAGCUUGAAGAAAUCUUGGGUGUGGAAGGAGCUGUAUGCUGUUCGGAACAUCAGGCCGUCCUGCCACGGGGUCCUGGGUGUGUACGGAGGGAUGGUUUACACCGGAAUCUUCUACUGGAUAUUCAGAGGGAUGGAGCCCUGGACCCUCAGACAUAAAGGUUCUGACUCUGAUCAGCUCAAGCCAGCCAAGGACUGCACACCUAUUGAGUAUCCAAAGCCGGACGGACAGAUUAGCUUUGACCUCCUGUCGUCCGUGGCUCUGAGCGGAACGAACCACGAACACGACCAGCCGGCACACCUAACCCUGAGGGACGACAGCGUGCCCGUGAGCAGGAACCUGGCCGUGUUCGACGGGCCGGAGCAGCGCUUCUGCCCCGCAGGAGUUUACGAGUUUGUGCCUUUGGAACAAGGUGAUGGAUUCCGGUUGCAGAUAAACGCUCAGAACUGUGUGCACUGCAAAACAUGUGACAUUAAAGACCCAAGUCAGAACAUUAACUGGGUGGUACCCGAAGGGGGCGGAGGCCCCGCCUACAACGGAAUGUGAGGUGCACCUGCUUGCCCGGUGCACCCGACGGCCAGUCUCUCUGAAGUGGGUGGCAAGCUAACUUCAAGUUACCUUACGGAGCAUUACUGAUCAGAAUGUUCAUAAAAUAAUUAUCAGGGAAAUAACUAUAUUAUAUGUAAAACUGUCCCAUAAAAAAAAUCAUGAAUAUUUCUCUUAAAUAAAACUUCGUAAAUUAUGUA
Molecule: messenger RNA, 2972 nt
Organism: Camelus dromedarius (Arabian camel)
Lineage: Eukaryota; Metazoa; Chordata; Mammalia; Artiodactyla; Camelidae
Gene: ETFDH
Product: electron transfer flavoprotein dehydrogenase
Exons: 13
Coding region: 700-2772 (690 amino acids)
Biological process (GO): electron transport chain
Cellular component (GO): mitochondrial inner membrane
Molecular function (GO): iron-sulfur cluster binding; electron-transferring-flavoprotein dehydrogenase activity
Source: RefSeq, a predicted model, not a curated record